AAGUUCCCUUUCUUUCCGCAAUUGUGUCUGUGUAUUCUUUGUGUGGUAAGUCUUUAUAUGUUGUACUGGACAAAGGUAUCAUCGACUAUUGCAGUACUCAACUUGACAUCGUGUGUUCUGCUCAUACUUCCAUAUUUCACUCGUAAUUCGAUAUAUUCAGCAGAUAGGAUGAUGGUAGUAAACGCAAAAUUAGCUCUGCUGUUGGUGUCGGUAGCCGCGUUCGGUUACUUGAAGACUGCCUCAGCUUAUUCCGAAGGCGCACCUUUAGAAGUAUGUAGCGACUUGAUGCCCCAGCACGGACCUGAAGCCCAAACCAAAGAAUCACCCUACACUUUAACGCCCAACCGCAAGUCCGUGAAAGCUGGUGAAUCGAUAACGCUGACACUCGCCUCCAAAGAUUUUUCUAAAUUUAAAGGCUUCAUGGUCCAGGCUAGAGACAGUCGCGAUAAGCCCAUGGGUUCAUUCACUCCUCUGCCCGCAUCCAAGAACAAUUCCGAGUUCAAGGGCAAAUGGAAGCUCCUUAGUUGCCCCGAUGGGCCAUCCAACAAUACCGCAACUCAUGCAAACGCAGUCGAAAAAUCAAGAGUAGUUCUCACAUGGACCGCACCAAAAACUCUUGAAUUACAGAGUUUCAAAUUUAAAUUCACAGUCGCCAAGAAUGGUGGAGAAUACUGGGUUGGAAAGGAAACUGAAAGUAUUGCUGUGAGUCAAACCAAUCCAGGUUCCACUAAGAGAAACUAAUUGCAUCAGAAAACACAAAAUAAAAUCACCACCUAAAUUAUAAAUAAUCAUGAAAUGUAUAAUUUUUUAGUGUUAGUACCCGUUCAUUGUACUUUUUUUUUACAAGCAGUGAAUAGUGAUGAAAAUUGUCAUAUGAAUCAUACAUAAUAUUUAUAAUAUUAGUUUUAAGGUGUAUAAAUAAAUAAAUUAUAAGUUA
Molecule: messenger RNA, 937 nt
Organism: Aphis gossypii (cotton aphid)
Lineage: Eukaryota; Metazoa; Arthropoda; Insecta; Hemiptera; Aphididae
Product: putative defense protein Hdd11
Exons: 4
Coding region: 58-741 (227 amino acids)
Molecular function (GO): oxidoreductase activity, acting on metal ions
Source: RefSeq, a predicted model, not a curated record